UGAGGCUCAGUCUCCAAUCGGACGUUGCUCGGUGCACAGUUUUUGCCUGCAAAUCGCAAAAUAAAAACGUAAGGUGACAGUUGACCAAACGGAAUAUUGAUUCCAUAGUAAAUACUUUUUGGUGAUUAUUUGAGUCAGUUUGCAUUGGUGAAAAAAUUAAGAUAAAUUUCAAUAAGACUUUGCGGCUGAAGUGUGAAACUCACUUUGUAUAUAAAUAUUCAUACAUACGAAGCUAUUCAUCAAUCAAGCAUACUCAGUGUCUGAUAAAAGUUAUUCAAAAUGCCGGAACUAACACCAGUGCAGGAAUAUUACAAAGGCAAGACCAUAUUCAUAACGGGCGCCUCCGGAUUUAUGGGCAAAGUUUUGGUCGAAAAAUUGUUGUACUCAUGCUCCGCGCUGAAAGAGGUCAUCAUUAUUGUACGUCCAAAGCGCGGAAAGAGCCCAGAAGUGCGUUUGGAGGAAAUGUUCAAAUUACCGAUUUUUCAGCGUAUACGUGAGGAGAAACCGGAAGUGUUGAAGAAGGUCACCAGUUUCAAUGGUGAUGUUACUUAUGAAAAUCUCGGACUUAGUGGUGAAAAUUUGAAAUAUGUCAUUGACAAUACAAAUAUCGUUUUCCAUAUGGCGGCCACGCUUAAAUUGGAAGGUAAUCUCAAGGAUGCUAUCGAUAUGAAUACAACUGGUACUCGACGCGCACUCGAUAUUGCCAAACAAAUGAAGGGACUUGAGGCAUUUGUGCAUAUUUCCACAGCCUUCUGUAACUGUGAUCAGGAGGUUAUGUACGAGAAGGUCUACGAAUAUCCACACAAGCCAGAGGAUCUUAUGCGCAUGGUCGAAUGGAUGGAUAUUAAGACACUGGAUUCCAUUACACCGGAAUUGCUUAAGCCACAUCCAAAUACAUAUACAUAUUCGAAGCGUUUAGCUGAGAUUUUGGUGCGUGAUCAUUAUGAAACUAUGCCGGUGAUUAUAGCGCGUCCUAGUAUCGUAUCGCCAUCGGCGUAUGAACCUGUUCCCGGUUGGGUAGACAACUUGAAUGGCCCUACUGGGCUCUUAGUGGGCGCCGGCAAAGGUGUUAUUCGAUCUAUGCUCAUCGAUACGCGUUUCAAAUCCGAAGUCAUACCGGUAGAUUAUGCCAUCAAUGGACUGAUCGUUAUGCCCUACGAGUUUAAUAAGCAACCAGUACGUCCGGCCUCGGUACCCGUUUACAACAUCACCGCAGCCGAACAUCGAAAAAUGCAAUGGGGCGAGGCAAUCGAAAUGGGUAAAAAGAUUGGUUAUGAAUAUCCAAUGGAGUUGUGCUUGUGGUAUCCGGAUGGUUGUAUUACAACAAACCGAUUGCAUCAUCAAAUCAACGUUAUACUUUUCCACUGGUUGCCGGCAUAUUUUAUUGAUUUCAUAUUAUUCCUCUUGGGACAGAAGCGAUUUAUGAUACGCGUACAACGUCGUAUACAGAUAGGUCUUAGUGUGCUACAAUUUUUCUCGAUGCGUUCGUGGGUGUUUAAGUCGCCAGGUUUCGAUGGGCUCUGGAAGGGGCUGACGCCGGAGGAUAAGAUAAAUUUCAACAUGGACAUGGAUCCCAAGGAGUCUAUAGAAGAGUAUAUGCUUUCGUGUCUACAUGGCGGACGUCUUUAUUUAAUGAAAGAAACGCCCGAGUCACUGCCACGCGCUCGACGCAAUCUUAAAAUACUCUAUUUUUUGGAUCGCUUCUGCAAGACGGUGAUAAUCGUUAUGUUGGCCUAUUGGCUUUAUAAUCGGAUUGCAUCUUUUAUCAGCGCUUAACGACACACAUACAUAUAUAUGUAUGUCCAAGUCUAAUAGAAAAGUUCAAGUGAGAUUAGCAGAAUGAAAGAAGAGCUGGACAUGGAGAGAAGCUGAAUAAAUAAUUUUUUUUUCUAUAACGUUUGCAGCGCUGAAUUUUGAAUUUAUUGCUUCAAUAUGCUUUAUAUGCACAAAGUGUACCUAACGGUUAUGAAUUUUAUAUUUGUAUAUUUCUAGGCUACAACAUUUAGAUUUAAGUAACACAAUCGCGCAAUCCAUAUAUGUAUGUGCAUACAUACUAAGUACACUUACAAUAUUUGUGCGGUGUUUUUUAUUUGAUCAAAAUAAAUAUGCAUAUUUUUAUGCACCAAAAUCUUUGUGGAAUUUUUACACUCAAAAUUGUUUUCUUCACAUUUUAUUAUUAGCAAUAUAUAGUUUGACAAUAAAUAUGCAGUGAGUGCAAUUUGUCUUAUAAGUCUGGGUUUUAAAAGAAUGUUCCUAUAAUGACAUUUCUGGAGAAUGGUGUCUUUGUAGCGAUCGUACUUAGGCGUUUUAAGAGCUUUAGUCUCUGACAUAAUUUACAUUUAUAUUGGAGCAAGAAAAGGCAGAGGCAGGCAUGUUUGCAGUCCAGGCUACACCGUCAUAUAUCUGCAAUCUGCGCACCACGCUUGACUUGAGCACCCAUGUUUGCCGCAUUGACUCCGAAACAUUGGCGACACUCCCUAAACUGACCCAUAUCCUUUUCAUCUCCACCUUUUAUGUAAGGCUAAGCUUAGACGUAGGGUUAAGCAACCAAAACAUAUUUCCAAGGUACUUAGCCGAAUAACAGUUUGAUAGAAGUCGAGUCUGAGACACUCUUCUCUCUAAGUGUGAAGCGCAGAUUUUUAAGUAUUUACCCAGAUGUUCCAGUUAGUAAUACAGAGGAUGUCGGCAAUUUUUGUUGUAUUUAUAGCAGCUUUGUUAAUGGAGAUGAAAUCUGAAAUAUAGCAGUGUCGUCGGUAUAAGUGACCACUGUCACAUAGCUGUUUUCAAAGGAAAAAUUACGCUAAACUCUAACUUUUACCCACGAAUCAGUCUGACAUUGAAUACUAACAUGGGGAAGUGUAAGAUCUGAGAAAAUUUAUGGCGUGGGGAACAGCUUCUUGCCAAUGAAAUGUCAACUUGACAAACUUUUUCCCUCCAAACUGUUUAAUAUCGUUUAUUUUCUACUCAUUUUUGAGAGAUUUGAGCGUUAGUACCGUUACUAUUUUAGCUCAUUUCCACUACGUCGUGUGAGG
Molecule: messenger RNA, 3032 nt
Organism: Ceratitis capitata (Mediterranean fruit fly)
Lineage: Eukaryota; Metazoa; Arthropoda; Insecta; Diptera; Tephritidae
Product: putative fatty acyl-CoA reductase CG5065
Exons: 8
Coding region: 280-1776 (498 amino acids)
Biological process (GO): long-chain fatty-acyl-CoA metabolic process
Cellular component (GO): peroxisome
Molecular function (GO): alcohol-forming very long-chain fatty acyl-CoA reductase (NADP+) activity
Source: RefSeq, a predicted model, not a curated record